Messenger RNA from Prorocentrum cordatum, 1700 nucleotides. Lineage: Eukaryota; Dinophyceae; Prorocentrales; Prorocentraceae. The record is from the annotation of a GenBank genome assembly.
UUCAGCUGCCGCUGCUCCUGGCCGAGGAGUCCACUGGGGGCGGCGGUCGGCCUCUCACCUUGGCAGCGCUCCAGCGCGACUCGUUCGAGUGCGGCUUUUGCGGCAUCGGCGGCGCAUCUCAGCAGAUGCGGGGCGCGACGGUGCCAUCGUGCGCCCGCUGCUUCGAACGGUAUUCGAAGGGCUUCACGCAGUUCGGCUCCUUGGAGGUCGUCCGGCAAGGCGUGCAGGACGAGGACUCGCACAUCUACGACUGCUGGGAGGAGGCCAAGCGGACUGAGAGCGGCCAGGGCGGACAGUUCUUCCCAGCGACCGUCGACGAAGGGUCGCAGUACAUCGUCUCCGUUGCGAAGCCGAUGAUCGGCUUGAACCGCCCGCAGCUGAUCUCGGAUGUGCUCGGCGGUGAGGAGCCAGAGAAGAUGGGCAUCAAGCUGCAGGACCUGCCCGACCAGGACGGGAACACUUACAAGGGCAUCAUGGUUCCGAACCCGAAUCGCCCGUAUUUGGAGCACGACGUGACGAAUCAGUGGUAUGCCAAGUUGGCCACGCACAAGAUGCAGCCAAGCCAGCAGUUGUUCGAGGCUCAGUCUUCGGGCACGUACUCCUACGUGAAGAAGGCAAUUGCGCAGGGCCCCAAGGCGAAGCUCAUCUGCGUGAAGGCGCGCACAGAGAAUCACACUCUGGAGUCCUUGGCGCCGAAGGCAGAAAUCUACAAGAAGUCUAAGGCCGACGCCGAGAAGGCGCGCCACAAUGCAGAGGAUGCGUCGGGCAGCGCUGACGUCGGCGCAGGCGGUAGCCCUAUGGCUUCGGCGGCUCCUGGGGGUGCGGCUGCUACCUCGGUUGGUCCUCUGCUGAACCCGAUUGCGAUGGCUUGCUCUCGGACAGUGUUCACUGGCGGUGGGCGCACGCCGAAGACCCCAGGGGCGAAGCCUCGCGCCGCCAGGUCGGCGUUGUCAGAGACCAAGCAGUCAGAGGUGGAGGAGCUCGUCGAGCGUCGCAUUGCUGCCCUGGACGUGAACAAGUGCUGGACAGGAACUGCCAUGGGCCGUGAGCUUCGCUGGGCCAGGGAGUCGCAUCAGCAAAUCAUGGACCAAUCUCCCUCUGCGGCGGACUUGGAGGUCGCCGACAAGCUCAAGGACCACAUCACCGUGUGCGAUGCCAUCUGCGGUCUCGUCGAGAAGCCGAUCGCGUUCGCGGUUAAGACCAGGCUCGUCGGCCUCCUCCAGGACAUUGAGAAUGGCGCCGAGGACAUGCCGAGCAAGUGGAAGCAGGACGUAUUGAAGAUGAAGGUCACUGAGACGAUCAAGGCGCCAGACCUCGAUGUGAAUACCCUCUUCUUUCACAUCGCGCCAUGGGAUACCGAUCCCACAGUUGAAGGCAGCCAUGUGUUCAAGCCCACGUGCCCCAGGGUGUGCACUUGUGACGGCAGCGUUUCGGACAAGAUUUCGAAUUCUGAGGGGUUCUUCACGGAGGCGAUGAGCUACUUCAUCCAGUUGGGCAAGGAUGGCCAGCCCAAGAUGGUCGAGUUCUGCAACGACUGCCUCGGCUGGCUCGACGAGAAGUGCCCUGAGGGUGAGAACUAUGAUGAGCUGGUCUCGACGUUGACGACGUACUUGAAGGCAGCGCUAUGCCUCUCCGACGCCACCAAGUUGGAAUACAAGGACGCGCUGGUGUCCAUGACGGAGUCCAGCAAGACCUCAGGU